UGUUCAUAAAUUUAUCAUUCACACUAAACAUCCUAAUAACUGGAUGUGAUAUAAUUAAUCAAUGAAAAUAGAAUAAAUAAAAUUUUGAUGUUGACAAGAAUGUUUUGGCCUGGUUUUGGCCUACUUUUUAAAAUGAUAUUUGAAAAUCUUCCAGAGGGAGUUAAUUCAGUCUGGAAGAGCGUGCUGAAGGCAAUGAUUCAAAAUGGCGUCCUUAUUGACGCUUCACAACGAAAAUGCCCAGCAAGGCUAGCUAAGCUCGGUGUCGGAUUUCUCGGAUUUUGAAUGCUUUUCUCGGACAUCCAUCAGUAUGGAAUACUAUCAGGAAUAAAAUGGAGAAAAUAAGAGACAGGAGGAAGAGGGGCAAGAAAUCCUCUAGUGAGACCCAAGAUGAUGUUAGUACCACCAGUAGAGAGUCUAACAACAGCUCCAACAGCAAUAGCAACACCAGUCUUCCAAGCAUUGCUGCCACAUCGACCACAUCUGCACUGAACAUCCCCACCUCGACAAUGGCGGCGGCUAACGUCCGCCUGCCCAUUUCGGACAAGAGGGCCCUCUUCCAAGAGAAAGUGCGGCAGAGUAACGAAGCGUGUCAGAACGCAGACUUCCAGCGAGCCAUACGCCUCUACACUGAAGCACUGGACCUCGAUCCGGCCAAUCAUAUAUUGUACAGUAACCGCUCGGCAGCGCAUGUGAAGUUGAAAGAUUAUGAGAGGGCACUCACGGAUGCGAUCAAGGCAAGGGAACUAAAUCCAAAGUGGCCAAAGGGUAGCCACUUCAGUUGUAAGCUGCUUUUUUCGCAACAGGCCCUGUGUAACAAGUUGAGUGCCUGGCAAGAAGGCAGAAGGGCCCACUUUCAUACAUCUUCUAUAUGAAUCAGCCAGGAUUGAACCUUCUGUUGAUGAGGAGGGAUCUUUAAACACUGACCACCGUGCCAAGUAUGACUUCCUUCAAUUUCUUAAGUUUUAGCUCAUCAAAUGAGGACUGCGGCUACAUGUAACUACAUUUAGAUGUUUUUCUUCUCAUCUUUGCAAGAGGUUCAUCUGUUUCUUAUUUCAAUGGUCAACUCAGUUUAAACUAGAUAAACAAAUGAUUGAACUUAAUGGUUAAAAAAACUCAGGAUUCUGCAUUUAUUGGAUCACUUGUCUGUGACAACAUGAGAGCAUAUUAAGAUAUGGCAGCAGUGCUUAUUUUUAGCUCCAAUAUCACAGCAAUCACAAAUGAACUUUGACACCUUCAUACUGUGCAUUAAACCUAUUUGAUGGUUGAAAUGACAGGUGGUAUAUUAGUGACAAGCCUAACUACCUCACUUAUUCCAUAACUAGGUCUUUUGAUUCAUGCUGAUUUCUAUUUGUAGGGAGAGAGAGAGCAUAUGGGGUAAAAACAAACAUGUGUAUCUGUUUUGAUAACGAAAAAGGCCAAGUUCAAAAUGUUUUAAGACAAUAUGUAUCUUUACUACUUUCUGAUCUACAUGUAUGCUCGCAAUAACUCAUAGGAUAUCCCCUGUGGCCAAUUGGAUUCAAAUAAUACACAUAAAUCUCAAGAGCUGCAAUUCAUCUAGAACAAUGUUCCCUUGCCUUUUCUGCAAACUAGAUCUUUAUGGCUCUGUAUCUACAUGUACAUGUACAUCUGACACUGCCUUUGAUUGUCUCAUUUUCAAACUUUACUUUUUAUUCCAUAGUCUUCGACUGAAUCACUGAAAUUCCACACCUUCAGAAUGUUGACACAAGCAUCCAUAAAUAUAUUUGUUCAAACAUUUCACAAUAGACUCCCUUUCGUCAUAAUCAAAUUGCCCGGUCUAGAACUCCACCCCAUACAAAGUUACAGUAGCGGCAAGCAUGUGACCCCGUUCGGAAUCCAUUGGUACAGACUUGUGCCAGAAGCGACAGCCCUCUGCCACUGCUCAUAAAAAAUUGAACACAUAUUGAGCAGAGUUUAUAUAUGUUGCCUUGGUAAUGACCCUUCGCCUAAAGGGGACUCCCUCACAAGUACUGUACUGGCUUGCUAGAUCUUUGUCUCUUUCUCCCUCUCUCCCUUUGUUUCGUAAGAAGGGCAGUCAAGGUAUAUCCAGAGUCAAGUAGGUUGUGUAGGAGAAAUAGGUUCAUUAUCAAACUUAUUCAGAGAAAAGGCAUUUCAAUUGAUAGUUUGAAUCAAAUUAAGUAAUUUUAUGAUUAUUUGCCUAAGCAUAUCACAAGUUUUAGAGUAACAUGUAGAUCUGAAAUGACAAAAGAGGAGUAAAGUGCAUGUUGAUCACAUCAUUUUCUGUUGACAUACCUAUAGUACGUUUGAUUCAUCUUCGGAUAUGUCUAAAGUCAUUUUUAGCAACAAUACAACUACAGAACACAUGAUAAUGAUCUUAAAACUGAAAUAGUAGCACUGUACAUUUUAAGUUUAUGCUUGCAGGUUGCUCUUUUUUUUCAUACAUGCUAAAGUGCCUUUCCCUCUGAAUUUUAGUUGCAUCUACAUCAUUUCAAUUUAGAAUCUUUUUGAAUUAUUUAUAAAUAUUGUGAGAUUUGUUUAUUUUCUUUCAUUCCCUAAUUGAUUAAUAUGAAAUCUUAAAAAAACCCACAACAACAACCAUACAGAAACGAUUGUUAACAUGUAGUCUUGGCGUGGAGUCAUUGGUCUGACAAAAUUUGAAUACAGAGUAUGCACCGUCUACACUUUUCAAGUUUAGAGUUACCCAUGAAAUCUGCAAACAAUUCCUCAUACAUAAAUAAUGAGAACAUUUUAUUCAGUUUCGUGUAUCUUAUUGCAGUUACUGAUUUUCCUUAGAACUUUGGCCACCAAAAGGUUUGAACUGUUGUCAAUUACAAUACAAACUUUCUUGUGGACAAUCAGUGGUCUUUAAAUGUACAUAAAGCUUUUAGCAACUUUCUUUCUGUGUUUGGGGCUUUGUUUCAUAUUUGUGCUGAUUUGUUUAUAAAGCUCACCUGGGACAAAAUAUAAUGUGAUUUUAUUCUAUCAUUGUUGUUGUGUGGCUACAUUAAGUUGACCUAGACCCUGUUUCAUUUACUUUAUUCAAGAGCUUUUUUUAUUGUCUUGUAAAUAAAAUAAAGGGAGGGGGUGGGCUCACCUCACCAAUGAAUAAACAAGAUUGCGUCUAAUAUGGUACAUAUUUAUGAGAUGUGAUACCACUGUUGAAUUAAGUAGUCAGAAAAAAUAUAAAAAUUGAGUACGGUAGAUCUUCCUUGUCUAUUUCAACACCUUCUGGUACAUAGUAAAAAAUUCAUUGAGACCAACUUCAAAUAGUAUAUUUCAAAGUGAUAGCCACUGACAUUGUUGACAAAAAAAUUAUUUAAGUUUGUACCUCUUUGUGCAAAUUUGCUACAAUCUGAGAUUGUGAAAGACCAAAAAGUUCCUUGAGCUUUGCUGAAGUGAUAGCUUUGUCAAUAUACCACAGAUGAGGUGUGAAAUACAUUAAAAGAAUGUGAUACUUCAUGGAAUAUUUGAUUUAUAAUAGUUACAAAGGGCAAUGUAUAUAUAAAUGCUAGUGUGACACGCAGUGCAUUUUGACCUUGAGUUAUACUUUUGAUUGAUAGGCCUAACUAAAAUAGAUACAGUUGUAAUGAAAUAUUUUGUUUGCACUUUUGAGCUGUUGAUAGAAUAUACCGGUAAUUGAAUAUAUAAUAUUUAUUCAGAAGUACGAAACAGGUGCAUUUCCAUAUUUGCCUUGUGAGGAGAUGCCUGUACACGUAUAUUGGAACAGUUUUGUUCGUCUCUGUGUGGUAAAAGAGACAGGCACUGAUACAUUAAAAGCAUAACUACACAACUCAGGAACAAAAUAAUCAAUACCUACUGUCCUACUUUCAGAAAUAUUCAAUUGAAAGACAUGCAAAGAUUACACUUUAUGUUUAGUAUACUGUAUAUUUCACACAAAAAAUAUAAAGUGAAAUAAGCUUUUACUUUAUAUUACAGCUGCAGAAACUACAGAGGCUACAUACAAUUGAUUUUAUGGAAUUUUAUAAUCAAUAAAUAAAGGAGAAUAAGGCUACAUUUUUCAAGGCAGCUGAUGAUAUCGAAACAAUUGACAUUAUUUACUUCAAAUUGGAUCAAUGACCCUGUAUGGCAUUAACACACCUAUGAAACAAAAAGUCAAUAGUAAAUGAGCGUAAGAUCCCCCUAAUUGUGCUUAUCUACAUCAGAAAGCCCCCCAAAGCUAUUGAUUAUUUCACAUCAGAAAUUCUUUUUAAUUCAAGUGAGAUUUUUGUUUGAAGGAGAAGCAGAAACGUUUGUUUUGUUCGGAUGCUGUAGUGUAGAACACCUUCAUUGAUUUAUGCGGCAUUCAGGGCUGAUGCCAAGCUUGGGCUUUUAUAAAUAGAUCAAUAGAAUAUUGAUAAUACAUUUGAGAUGUUUUUGAUUUGAGAAUCGUUGUUUGGAGGAAGCAUUGAAAAUUAUAAAAUUGUUUGGCUCCAAAAUAGAUUGAUAAUUUUGAGCUAUUCAGGCCUCUACAAAAUUUUUUUUCGUCACUUGCCCUGUUGGGCAAGUGAUGAAAAAAUUUGCUUGCCCGAUAGAAAAAACUGCUUGCCCAAU
This is a messenger RNA of Lytechinus variegatus (green sea urchin), 4530 nucleotides long. RefSeq names its product heat shock protein sti1 homolog. The transcript is spliced from 3 exons. The record is from RefSeq and is a predicted model, not a curated record. Gene Ontology annotation, molecular function: Hsp90 protein binding. Bases 330 to 872 code for a protein of 180 amino acids. NCBI's taxonomy places the organism in Eukaryota, Metazoa, Echinodermata, Echinoidea, Temnopleuroida, Toxopneustidae.